Molecule: messenger RNA, 5396 nt
Organism: Neoarius graeffei (lesser salmon catfish)
Lineage: Eukaryota; Metazoa; Chordata; Actinopteri; Siluriformes; Ariidae
Gene: numbl
Product: NUMB like endocytic adaptor protein
Exons: 9
Coding region: 48-1985 (645 amino acids)
Source: RefSeq, a predicted model, not a curated record
UCCCUGUGUCUUUUUGCGAUCUCAGAUCAUCCGUUUGUCUGUCUGGGAUGAGUUUCAGCAGUGACAUGGAUGAGGCAGGGGAGGGGAGUACCAGGGAUCCUGAGAGUUUGGAGAUGAAUAAGCUGCGUCAGAGUUUGCGCAGAAAGAAGCCAACCUACGUGCCUGAGGCCAGUCGACCACACCAGUGGCAGGCUGACGAGGAAGCCGUGCGUAAGGGCAAAUGCUGCUUCGCCGUCCGGUAUCUGGGUUUGGUGGAGGUGGAGGAGUCCAGAGGGAUGCAUGUAUGUGAGGAGGCUGUGAAGAAACUGAAAAUGACUGGAAAAAAAUCGGUAAAAGCCAUGCUGUGGGUCUCGGCUGAUGGUCUGAGAGUGGUGGAUGACAAAACCAAGGACCUCAUCGUUGAUCAGACCAUUGAGAAGGUGUCGUUCUGUGCACCGGACCGCAACUAUGACAAGGCGUUCUCUUAUAUCUGCCGGGACGGAACCACUCGCCGCUGGAUGUGCCACUGCUUCAUGGCUCUGAAGGACUCGGGGGAGCGUCUGAGUCAUGCAGUAGGAUGUGCAUUCGCUGCAUGUCUGGAGCGAAAGCAGCGGCGGGAGAAGGAGUGUGGCGUCACGGCUUCGUUUGAUGCCACCCGCACGUCGUUCGUCCGCGAAGGCUCGUUCCGCGUCUCCUCAGCCAGCCAGCAAGGCGAGAAGGAGGACAUCAUGAAGCAGCUGCAGGACAAAAAGAAAGAAGUGUGCACUAUCCCUGCAGUGCCACCAGGUAACGCCUCUCCUCCAGAAGGUGCUGCCACUCAGGUAGAGCGAGCCGAGGCAGGCGGGCCACACGUCAUCCCACGCCGUCAUGCGCCCCUCGAGCAGCUUGUGCGCCAGGGCUCGUUUCGUGGUUUCCCUACGCUCAGCCAGAAAAACUCGCCUUUUAAACGCCAGCUGUCUUUGCGCCUGAACGAGCUGCCGUCUACCCUGCAGCGCAAAACCGACUUUGAGAGCAAGAACCCAGUUCCUGAGAUGGACCUGUCAGUGGCUGCUGAAGCAGACAGCAUCAAUGCACUGUGUAGCCAAAUCAACAGCUCGUUCACCAAACCCUCGGAGGACCUCAGUGGCCAAGCCACCAGCAAUGGCAUGCCAGCAUGCAGCGUUCCUCCUGCCAUCCCUCCUCCACCUGUGCCUCAAGUUACCAGCUCAUGGGUCCAGGCGGAGCCCCCUGUUCAGUCUCCACCUUCAACCGGCCACAGGCGCACUCCAUCGGAAGCUGAACGUUGGCUAGAGGAAGUCUCCAAGGCAGUGAAAGCCCAGCAACAGGCUCCGCCCACCCUGCCACCACCACCUACUCAGCAGCCCCCACCAGUCCCCACUGUACCCAUAGGUCCAGGCUCUCUGCCCACAUCCAUGCAGCCCUUCCCUAUGGCUUUUGACACCACUCCAGCGCCUGUGGGUAUGUACGGCCAGCCACCGCUGCAGCCAGCCUAUGUGCCUAUGCAGCCCUACAUGCCUGCCGUAGCUAACAGCAUGACGUAUCCCAAUGCCAGCAUGCCUGUGGUGGGUAUCACACCUUCGCAGAUGGUGGCAAAUGUCUUCUGCAGUGCCACUGGUUCCACAGGCGGAGGCACUAUCGGGGUUGGUACGGGGCCCAAGACUGGCACACUUUGUGGUGGUCCUUCGACUUUUCCUAACCUGUCUGGGGGCUUUGCUAGUGCUACAUUCAGCAACCAACCAGCCUCCCAUGGGCUUGCACAAAACUCACUCCCCUCCACCACCACUGUGGCUUCCACCUGCGUGACACAGAAUGGCACCAUGACGAGUGGGAGUGGUAGUACCAACAACUGGCCAAUGGAGGGUCUACAGCAGUCCAGUCUCCCGGAUGAUGCCCAGGAAGCAGAGCGCUUUGAGGCCAAGUGGGCAGCUCUGGAGUCCAAAUCACAAACCAAGGCACCCAACCCUUUCUCCAACGAUUUACAAAAGACCUUUGAAAUCGAGCUAUAAUUGCAAAUAUAUAGACCUUGAAACGAGUAUUAAAAUCCCACAUCCUGUUGCUUCUGGCUUCUGUUUGUUCUCCUCUUUUGUUGCUCUCACAUUUGCACCUGCUCUUCAGGACUCUGUAGACAACUGACCAAUUUGUUCUGUCAUUCCAAGUGACUCUUGAUGUGGGAACAUGAGCGCAUCCUAGAACCCAACACUUAAUUUUAAAGAAUGGAACGUCGUCUUGGUUUGAGCUUGCUGUUCCUGCAAUGGCCCAGUGAAGUGAAUCACAUGACCUUCGACCUGUAAAAGGAGCAAAUGACUGAUUAUGAUGCGGCCAAAAAAGUUUAUUUAUUUCUUCAUUUGGUUGUGAAAAAGAUUUUAAAUCUAAUUUUUACUCAUUGGAUUUGUUGUUUCCCUGUAUUUAUUUUACAUCAACCCUCUGUGGCAGAAGAGCACGUAUAAUUUGGGAGUACAGAGAAGCUCUGACUCACGAGACGAGAACAGAGGCUGCAUGAUCGAAAACUUGCUAAUGGAACUGCUAGUAAAUGGGAGUGUAAAUAGCAUGUUGUUUUUCUUACCUCUUAUUUAUCACCCUGUUUGUGGAUGCUAAUUAUUAUUCCAGCCCUGUGAGUCACAGCUGAAGCAUCAUAUCGGCACCUUGCCAACAACACAUGGACAUCAAACUGAGAGGCUGAUUAUGCUGAUAAAUCUCUUAGCACAAAGAGAUUCAGAGAUCAUUUCUAAUUGACAUCAGGGCCCCGGCAGUGUAGUAGGAGAAGAGUCUAAAACCCAACGGUGAAAAUGUGCCUGUUUAGACUUGAGCCUGAUUUUCAGUCAGGACUUCAUGUCUGAAUAAAUAACAUGGCCUUGACAACCUGUAGGUACAUGAAAGCCUGGUAUUGUUGCAUUGACGAUACAAUUUGUUCGGGUAUUUUUUCCACAGACAAGGACAUACAUUUGAAAAUUAUGUGAAAAAGAUCACGCUCCUAGGGUGAACACUCAAUGUCAUUUUUCCUAUAAUUGGAUUUGGAGAGUUUGGGUUGAAGCCGAUGGGCACAAAGGGAAAACGCAAAGUGUAUUCUGUUGGAAAGUGAGGAAGAAAUCAGCAAGGAGGCCCUGAUGUGAAAAAUGUACGUGGGAUCAUUUCUGAGGAUGGGAGAGGUGAGUGAUGUCGGAGAGCAAUGUUGUGAUGUGAUGGAUGGAGUUGAAAAGAUCGAAUUGUUUCCAGAAAACUUUGAGCAUGAAGGACUAGACAUGGAUUAGAAGUCCUGGAAUCAUGAACAGCAGUGUUUGAUAUGAUGCCCGCUUGUUCACGAUAUAUUCUUUUAAUUCUGUUAUCAUAAGAAUAUACAGUACAUACAAUAUGUUUACUGGCUUUUGAACUAUUUUUAAUUUUAUUUUUGAACUAUUCAUCCUGGAAAAUAAAUAAAUAAACUAAUAAUCAUAUAUCAAAUCAAAAGCUAAAAUAUACUCAGCAAUGUACAUGCUCUGAACAGUAAGUAUUUUCGUCACCAAAGCCGGCCUCGCCAUUUAUCUGUCCAGGGAUCCUUCAUUCCAGUGCAUCACACAUUUCUGUGUAUAUUUUUCUACUGAUGCAGCUCUCACUCUGCAAUAAUGCUCCAUGCUUUCUGGUAGUUUUGUUAUUCUAAAGUGAUUUAAAUGGACACGGAUCUCAGCGUAGCUCCGUGGCGUGUUCUGAUUGAACAUGCUGAGUGAUUGGAUUUGAUCGGACUCCAGCGUCUGGAGUUUCUCAGUGAGGAGGAUAAAAGCUAGAUAUUCAAAGCCAGACUGCACACUGUGCUAUAUGGAACACUGAAGAUAAUAAUAAUAACAACAAUAAUAAUAAUACAAAGGACAGGCACAAUAUAUUUCCAAAUUGGUUCACUAAGACCACACAGUUCGCGCAUCACAAAUUUGGUUGAUUUCCAUCCAGUGUAUUGUUGAUCACCACCCGGGGCGCCGCCAGAAAUUUUGGGCCCCAUGAAAGAUUAGAAUUUUGGGCCCCCCAACUUUGCCCACCCUCGUCACAAUUGCAAGGAAACAUCUUAUUAUAAAUUUAUUUCAAAGUGACACGGAGUGACAUUUCAAUUUGAUCAAUUACGUACGUAUUUCUUCAUAUGUUGUAACCUCUAUCCCUCUUUUAUGUGUGCUGAGCUUUCUACAGCUCCUCAAUUUGAAACCAAUGGUUUAGAACGUGUGAACAUUCCACACACGUAACCAUGUCAAACACUUGACUGGUGUCCGUUAUUAGCAACACUUUAAUCUAGCAAACUGUAUAUGGCGCUCGCUCAUUAAAAACUUCAGUCCUAAAGCAUUUAUGGGUUGUAUUGCUGCUUACCUCCUUCUCCAAAGGGGGGUUCAGUGGUUUGGUAGGGCGGAGGUCCCCCUGAGGCUGAAUCUGUGCAUAUUUAGGGCACCCCAUUAGUUAUGAAACUGGUUAUUAGCACUAGUUAUUAGCACCAGCAUAACGUAAUAUUUCAUCUUGUUUAUCACACAAGUCAGUUCAGUUAUUAAAAUGGAAAAAAUGUCACUGUACAAACUGUAAAAGUGUUCUCUUGAUAGGCUAAUCCAACCACGUUCAUACUGUUCAUUUACCAUUCGCUAAUAUUUUGAACACACAUGUGAGCGAUAGCUACCUUUCUUUGGGAAAAACUGAGUGACCAGUUGGCUGCCUCUCCGGUCCCUCUCAGCUUUCAGCUGCCUUUCUUUACGUUUUUGACAGCCACUCUUCAUAUUUAGCGAUCAUAGACUGUACGCAUUCCACUGCUGGCUGGCUGGCUGGCUGCAUUGCACUGAUCAGCACACAGAUUUAACGUAUCGCGCGUCUACCAGAACUGGACCGUACCAUUUUGCAAAAGGGGGAGGGUUAAAUGACAAUAUGUUGAAGAACUCAAGAAAUAGACAACCUUGUUCAAUUAGUUCAUUUGACCAGAUGGAAUAUUGCAUUGUUGUUAUUUCAAAAGUCUUAUUAAAAUCAUUAAAAGCAUAUUAUCAGCCUCUUAAAGGGCCCCAUGGCAGUGCUGGGCCCCUAGAAUUGUUCUAACCUUUCCCUCCCUGGCGGCGCCCAUGAUCACCACUAAUACCACUAAUAUACAGGGUUACCGGAGCCUGUUGAGGCUGCAAAAUGGGUUCUAUUUCAAUUUUCCCAAAGCAAACGUGUUUGCAAUAUGGCCUCGCAGCAGAAACUUCCCUCCUUAAUGAGUUUAUCUUUGAUCUGUGCUCUGUAUCUCUGUAUCUUAUGUAUAAAGAUGCCAGGAUGAAUCGAUCCAACUGAUGACCCUGGGCUCGAGACCACACGUCCCCACAAAAACAUAGAUCUCUUUUGGAAAAGAAGGAAACUAAAUUACCUCAUAAACGUGAUUGUAAACUGUAAUCUAGUGAUAAGAAAAACAGUGGAGUUUAUUUUUAAUCUUUAUUUACAGAGUUUUGUAU